AUGACUUGGGGACAAUGGUGGCCGCAUGACCCUGUGGCAAAAACUGAAAACCUGGACCCAUACCUAGUCAAAGUAGAAAAGAAAAAGGUAUAUUGGUACUGCGCUUGCGGGACAAGUAAAAAUCAACCAUGGUGUGACGGAACACACAAAGGGAGCGGAAGAAAGCCUAUCAUGUAUAUCCCACAGACAAGUGGAUACAGACUUCUAAGUGGUUGUAGACAAAGUACACAUCUCCCACAUUACGACUUUUCAGAUUUAUGGGUUCGUGCAAAUAAAAAUGUUCCCAAGGCAGCCCUCUUUACGUAUGUAGCACUUUUUUCAUUUGGAAUUAUGACAACUUGGUUGUUUCACCCAUAG
Molecule: messenger RNA, 357 nt
Organism: Plasmodium gonderi
Lineage: Eukaryota; Apicomplexa; Aconoidasida; Haemosporida; Plasmodiidae
Exons: 4
Coding region: 1-357 (118 amino acids)
Cellular component (GO): intracellular membrane-bounded organelle
Molecular function (GO): 2 iron, 2 sulfur cluster binding
Source: RefSeq, a predicted model, not a curated record